Molecule: messenger RNA, 2586 nt
Organism: Epinephelus fuscoguttatus (brown-marbled grouper)
Lineage: Eukaryota; Metazoa; Chordata; Actinopteri; Perciformes; Serranidae
Gene: pi4k2a
Product: phosphatidylinositol 4-kinase type 2 alpha
Exons: 9
Coding region: 139-1482 (447 amino acids)
Biological process (GO): Golgi organization; endosome organization; phosphatidylinositol phosphate biosynthetic process
Cellular component (GO): endosome; plasma membrane; lysosomal membrane
Molecular function (GO): 1-phosphatidylinositol 4-kinase activity
Source: RefSeq, a predicted model, not a curated record
GUUUCCUUGUUAGCCACAGCGUCAGUGCUAGCCAACAAAACAACUGUCCCACUUUCUUCCCCUCCUCUAUUUCGUUCUCGUUUCUCUUUCUUCUCUUUCCCCAGAAGUUAAAAUAACUCUUCGUCCACCUCCAAAACCAUGGACGAGACGAGUCCGCUCGUCUCUCCGCUCCGGGACUCCGGUGAUUUCAGCUACUGUCCCACAGAGCCCACCAGCCCCCGGGGCGCGUUUGGAAGCACCCCGGGCUCGGUGGUGCGCAUCCCGGCAGGCAGUCCGGGACGCAACCGGGAGAGACAGCCGCUCCUGGACCGGGAUCGUGGGAGCUCGCCGCGGGAGCCGCACAGGAACGAGUUCCCGGAGGAUCCAGAGUUUAGAGAGAUCAUCCGAAAGGCCGAGCGAGCCAUAGAGGAGGGGAUCUACCCGGAGAGGAUCUACCAAGGAUCCAGUGGAAGCUAUUUUGUCAAAGACUCACAGGGGAAAAUUAUCGGCGUGUUCAAACCUAAGAAUGAAGAGCCCUAUGGCCAGCUGAACCCCAAGUGGACUAAGUGGCUCCAGAAACUGUGUUGUCCCUGCUGUUUUGGACGCGACUGUUUGGUCCUGAACCAGGGUUACCUCUCAGAGGCAGGGGCCAGCCUCGUUGAUCAGAAACUGGAGCUCAACAUCGUUCCCAGGACCAAGGUGGUGUACUUGGCCAGUGAAACAUUCAACUACAGUGCCAUAGACAGGGUGAAGUCUCGAGGAAAGAAGUUAGCCCUGGAGAAGGUGCCUAAAGUGGGUCAGCGUUUCCACAGGAUUGGACUGCCACCCAAGGUUGGCUCCUUCCAGCUCUUCGUUGAUGGCUACAAGGAUGCAGAUUUCUGGCUGCGGAGGUUUGAAGCGGAGCCGCUGCCUGAAAACACCAACCGCCAGCUCCAGCUGCAGUUUGAGCGGCUUGUAGUCCUCGAUUACAUCAUCAGGAACACAGACAGGGGAAAUGACAACUGGUUGCUCAAGUAUGACUGUCCCAUGGACCCUGUUGGGAAUAGGGACACAGACUGGGUGGUAGUAAAGGAUCCCAUCAUCAAGCUAGCAGCUAUAGACAACGGCCUCGCCUUCCCCCUCAAACACCCUGACUCCUGGAGAGCUUACCCGUUCUACUGGGCGUGGCUCACCCAGGCCAAAAUUCCUUUCUCCCAGGAAAUCAGAGAGCUGGUCUUGCCCAAACUCUCCGACCCAAAUUUCAUCAAAGACCUGGAAGAGGACUUGUAUGAAUUAUUCAAGAAAGACCCUGGUUUCGACAGAGGACAGUUUCACAAACAAGUAGCCGUAAUGAGGGGGCAGAUCCUGAACCUGUGCCAAGCCCUGAAGGAUGGUAAAACACCCCUGCAGUUGGUCCAGAUGCCCCCAGUAAUCGUCGAAACAGCCAGAGCACCUCAGAGAGCCAACAGUGAGUCCUACACACAGAGUUUCCAGAGCAGAAGACCCUUCUUCACCUGGUGGUAGGAAUGAUGCAAUGCAGAGGAAGAGGAGCAAAAGCAGGAAGCCGGAGCAAUGAAAGGAGCGAGGGGUGUUGAUAUGCGGAUGGAAGACAGGACAGAAUCUGAGAGUGAAGGUUUUUGUCCCAGAAAUGGAAAUAAUCAUGUCCCCCCCCUCCUCUCCUCUCCUUAUGGAUAUUUUGGUUACAGAGUGAGUGAGUUGAUGGACAGAUGAGGCCAAAAGAGGAAGAGUUUCACAGCAUAUCUUUCCUGUUUGCCUCUGUGCCUUGCUUGAAUGUCAAUGAAGAAUUAACGCUGAGUUGAUGAAGAUUCUGUACCUUCCUGCGAGAGAGAAAGAUUUACAGAGAGGUGUCAGACUUUUCUUUUGGACCCCUGGGUGCACGUAAUGUUUGCCCACACACACGCACGCCAGUCAAAAGCCUCUCGUGCUUUGUUUUUGGAUGGGAGGUGUUGCAUUCCAUGUUUGUUUUUUUUUUCACAAGUCUCUGCCUUUAAUAUUCACCUGCAUAUUCCCUCCCACGCAGUUAAAAGCCCUGGGCUGGUGAAAGCAGCGGUGCCACUGGUGAAGAUCAGCAUUUUUUAUUUUUUAACAAAUAAGAGAAGUGUUCAUUGUGGUUAAGUUUUGAAGAUUUAGGAACUGGGCUCUCGGUGGUGUGUAUGUCUUUACACAGUAAACACAAGCUAUGCGAAUUGGUUUCACAGUUACUCAAUGCUCCUCCUAACUGUUUAGAUUAGGAUCUGCAAGUCAUCUGGUGUGAUAUUGGAAAGCAGAGGCACUUUUGUUAAAAGACACAAACUGUUUGAUAAGUAUGACUGGCUUGCCUAACUUUUCCUUCUUUCACUGAUGAGUUAAAUCAUUGGCGAAGAAGACAAAAAGAUCCCGUCUGUGAGCAGGCGGAGGGGGGGUUGCUGAUUCCCCACAAGCUCCUGUUUGUCUCGGCCAUGUUGAUUUCUGUUCAUUUCCAGGCUCAUGAGGUGGACCCAAGUAAACAAUGAAGUAACUUCCUGCUGUACUGAACUGACAUGAAAUGUAUUGUCGUGACAAUGCACUGUAUAAUUUGUAUGUAAUAUUUAAUGAUAGAUUAUAAUUAAAACAUAUUACAUUAAUACA